AUGAAAGAGGAAGGGGAGAACAAUAUCCCCCACAGGGACGACCCCCUCCCAGCGGGUCUAACGCUGUCCGAAGUCAUUGCAUUGUACCCCAGGCAUGCCUGGGGUACAAUGCUCCGAGUAUUCAUGUCUGAAGGGUUGUCCGCAGACCAUAUCUGGCGGCUUACGCCGCAAGAUAUGAGAAACACCAGAAGUAUAACGCGGCCGUGGAACUAUAUUCAAGCCGUCGUGGGCGCGAGAGGUGGACAGAAUGCAAUUCGAGGAGACAGGCAACCCGUCAAGGACAAUGGACACGCAGAAUAA
Fonsecaea multimorphosa CBS 102226 is the source of this 300-nucleotide messenger RNA. RefSeq lists its product as uncharacterized. Bases 1 to 300 code for a protein of 99 amino acids. The transcript has a single exon. The record is from RefSeq and is a predicted model, not a curated record. NCBI's taxonomy places the organism in Eukaryota, Fungi, Ascomycota, Eurotiomycetes, Chaetothyriales, Herpotrichiellaceae.